Messenger RNA from Daucus carota subsp. sativus, 3032 nucleotides. RefSeq lists its product as uncharacterized. Lineage: Eukaryota; Viridiplantae; Streptophyta; Magnoliopsida; Apiales; Apiaceae. Gene Ontology annotation, biological process: tRNA processing. Gene Ontology annotation, molecular function: ATP binding; ligase activity, forming carbon-nitrogen bonds. Bases 99 to 2195 code for a protein of 698 amino acids. The transcript is spliced from 10 exons. The record is from RefSeq and is a predicted model, not a curated record.
CCAUAGGCCAUAAGUGAUGUUUCGUAAUAUAUUUUCUUUUGGUAAUUGAUGGGGUUCCGUUGUUGAUAACAUAAUAAUAGCUCCUACUCAACACAGCCAUGGCGCGUGGAUUGAUACUCUAUACUCCAGCCAACACCUCUUCCCAAAUAAUCCUAACCUCUAUUUCUCGAACAACAUUCAAAUUUACAAACACCCCUCGAAUUACACGGCGGCCCAUUACCUUAAACUGCAGUUGCACCGAUGACCCAGUUGACAUUUCGAGCUACACACAAGUGUUUGCCAAGAGGAUGGCCAUGGCUGGCCUCCACCCUCAUCAUCGUAUAGCUCUGGGUGUCUCUGGUGGGCCAGACAGUAUGGCUCUGUGUGUAUUGGCUGCUCAUUGGAAAAAACAAGGCCUUGAAAAUCAAGGCCUUGGUUCUGGUAUCCCAGAGCUGAUUGAUGGAAUUUUGGGAAUUAUUGUUGACCAUGGAUUGCGCAGUGAGAGUGGAACUGAGGCUAAACUCGUGCAACGUCGGCUUGUUAAAAUGGGAAUCAGCUGCGAAAUUGCUUGUGUUGAUUGGGCAAAUGGGAAGCCUAAACAGGGACAUGUGCAAGAAGCAGCUCGUGCUGUGAGGUACCAGCAACUUCAAAGAAUUUGUAACCAGUACCAGAUGAGCGCGUUACUAGUUGCACAUCAUGCAGAUGAUCAGGCAGAGUUGUUUAUUCUUAGGCUAUCUCGUAAUAGUGGUGUCCUUGGACUUGCUGGAAUGGCAUUUACAUCUCAGGUGUUUAACACAAAUUCGAAUUGCAUAAUUGGAGAUUCGAAUAGCAUAUUAUUGGUUAGGCCAUUGCUGAAUUUUACGAAAGAUGACAUGUACAAGAUAUGCCAGGGGGAUAAUCAGGAAUGGGUGGAAGAUCCAACAAACCAAAGUCAAGUAUAUGUCCGUAAUCGGAUCCGAAAGUCAUUGACAGAUAUUUCAUCAUCUAUCUUAAAGCGUGAACUUCAGAUGGUAAUUUCUGCCUGUGGACAAACGCGUAUGUAUGUGGACCAGUUUUGUCAUUAUCUGAUAAUGCAGACUGUGACAAUAACAACACACGGGUAUGCUGUUGUUGAUUUAGAGAUCCUCAAUUCGAUGGAAAUCAGUUAUCUGUGCCUUUCGAAGUUUGUAACGUUGCUGUUGAAGUUCAUAUCCCAAAGCCACAGACCAGUUCGAGGAAGUGCAUUGAAACAAGUGAUGGACUAUGUUCGAACUUACCCCUGCAAGACUUCAUUCACUGCAGCUGGUUGUUAUCUUUGUGCAGCUCCAGGGUCUAAAGGAACCAAAGUCCUGGUUUGUUUAUCAAAGAAUAGUGCUUUGCCUUUAAAGAUGCAGUUGCUGUACAGGGAUUCCUGUGAAGGAAAAAAAUUUCAUACCUUCAGUGAGGUUGAAAAACAUGUGGAACAUGUAGAGUCUUAUUCUGAUAAGAUGAUUUUAAAUGCCUCAGAUGUACACUUUUUGGAUACAACAUCAUCUACAUCAUUGCUGAAUGAAGCGAAGAAACUCAGCUUGCUUUCUGAGUCAACACAUACAACAAUUAUUUCUUUGCGAGAUGAUGAAAUAGAAAAAUUCGUGUCUAAGACUUCUAAAGUGCCUAAAAUUGAAUCAGAAACAGAAGCUCUACACACUGCAUCAACUUCCUUCGGGAACUCACUUCCCUCUAAUACAAUUGGUUACUACAUGAACAGAUUUUUGCUUGAAUGGAAACUGACAAAGGAUAUUUCAAAUAAUGCAUAUUCUGCGGACAAGGACCGUCAAGGACAGGGUUCGGGGGAGACAGUUCAUCAAUAUUAUUGCAAGUGUUGUCUAGUUAAGUUUGAUAUGGAACUUGAAGUUCGCUGCAUGAUUGAUGCUGAUUGGUUGUAUCUUGCUGAUUUAGUAAAGUGCUGCGAUGUGAAUGAUUUUCUUAAUAAGCAACUACUAGAUAUGGGAAUGUCCAAGGAAGCAGAGUCAGUGGAAACAUAUUCAGAAUUUUCAAGAUCAUCAGCAGAAAGAGCUCUCUUGUCACUGAAAUCUAUCCCAGUUGCUGCAAGAAGAGGCCUGCCUGUGCUAGUCCAUCCUCAAGGACUACUACUCAGCAUUCCGAGUGUUGACUUCAAGCACUGCCCUGGCUUGGAGGUAUCUGCGAUAUGGAAACCUAGAGCACCUCUUGAAGGAGGUCAAUGUUCCUAUAUAUAGUCUUUGCUAGGUGGCUAGGUGGCUUGCAGAGUUGCAGUAAUGAAUACAUUGGGACUGAAAAAUGGUAUCCGCAUCUUUGCUAAACUGUGUCUGUCUGUCCCUUUGUAAGAUACUUCCCUGCAAAUUGUAUUUCUAUAGAAGCAUGUAGCAGAGUUCAAGUUCUCAACCAGUUCAUAAGAUUAAUUUACUGAUGUAAUAUGAAGGUGACAAGGUAAAAUUUUGUCUAGGCCUAUAUGUAGCUAUGUGAUUUUUGCAGACUUGGCCAAUUUUGUCUAUGGCAUUCACAAUAUUAUGGAAGAGGGUUUCUUGAAUGCAAGGGGUGCACUGUUACUUGGAAACUCCUGAAGCUUGAUUCUUCAACUUUGAGUCAUAUCCCUGUGGAAAUGUAUCAACUUUAGAGUGUGCCUUCUAUUCUCUUGGAUAAGUAUUAAAAUAUAUCCUGGCGUUACUGAAUGUUAAUGGCAGCAAAUUAUAGUGUGUUUUUCUUUUGGGGCAGGGUUAAGAAGGAUGAACUCUAUAGUUUUGUGCAACUUGGUAGUAUACAACUCGAAGUUAUUUCCCCCCCUGAGGUUGGAUAUUACAAGCAAGGGCUUCUGAUAGGUUUUCGCCCCUGCGCAGAAGCUACAUAUUGUGCCUUGCUGCUGUAGUAGAGGCGUUCGAUCUUAUUCUUGUUUUAACUUUCAUCUUUAAGGUGGCUAUGACAUUUACAGCGGGAUUCUGAAGGGUGUUUCUGCUGUGCUGUGUAUUUCCUCUGCAAGCUACUGUUACAUUCUUGUUGCAUUAUAUUUUUGAAUCCAUUUUUACCCGGAAGAAACUUUAUGAGGCUGUUGUAUUAUA